CUUGGGAAUGAAGAUGCUCGUCAUUUCUCCCUGACUGUUCUACAUCUACAGCAGGAUCCACCGCGACCAUCAUGAACGAAGUGGGACAAAUUCGAGUCCGCGAAGACGGCUCAAAUUCCGCCGAGGGGAUGAGCAAAGUUUUGUGUGGCAUUUGUCGUAGACAGUUUUCCAGGUAUACAUGUCCGGGGUGCAACGUGUCUUACUGCAACCUGACGUGUUUUCGUUCAGAGGCUCACUACCAAUGUUCGGAGACAUUUUAUCGAAAAGAAAUCCAAACAAGCAUCGAAACGAAGUCUUCGAAAACACAUGAAGAGAGGCAAAAGAUGCUCGAGUUGCUGAAGCGCCUCGAAGAGCAAACUCAGGAGGAAGACAGCAGCUUGCUGCGUGACCAGGAUGGAUCCGACAGUGACUCUAGCGAUCUUGUCUCUAGAUUUGCCGAUGUGGAUAUUUCUUCAGCAUCAUCCGACGAAUUACUCAGACUUAUGACCAAGGAAGAAAUAGACAAGUUCUUCAACGCGCUCAGGGACCCAACCAGUCAAUUGGCUCAAAAAUUACUGUCUAGUGAAGAAUUGCAGUCUGUGAGGCAGGAGCCAUGGUGGGAAGCUUCCUUGGAAGGCUCUCCGAAUUCGAGCGGGAGCAUGCGAUAUGGAUCAAAACCUGCACUGAUGGAGUUCCCGCUCAAGCUCGUAACAAGCCAGGCUAGUAGUCCCUCUCUGAUAUACAAUGUUUGUGCUGUCCUUGUUGCUUAUGCGUUUGCCACCCGUCAUCUAUCUGUUUCACCAUUAUCCUCUACGGAAAAUGAUGCGUCAGAUGAAGCAGAGGCGCGAAGAAUCAUCUCGCAAGCUGUCCCGUUCCUGGUAGCCCGUCGGUCACAAGUGCUGUACUCGACGUUGAGCAGUGCUGUCACUGACGUGUGGUCACGCUUUGACCCUGGAACCAUGAGCGCCGAGUCCUUGUCGGCACUGUUACUUGAUUCGUCCAUCAUAGCGAGACCCAGAUUAGUGGUCGCCACAUCUUCCGAUAACAGCUUAUUAAGCGAUCAUUGGUCUGUUACAUUAUUAGCCGCACUGUCAGACCUCUCUGGUCUUUUUGCUCCACGUUCAGUUGGCGUGCCUAGUCACAUUCAGAUGAAGCUUAAAUUUUAUGCCGCUCAAGUCCUCUCGACGCCUCAGCCUGUCCUUCACGCGCUUGCAAACGAACUGCAAGAUUACGCGCAGGCCCUGAAAGCAGAGGCACGAUCAGUAAUUGGCAAUCCUAGUCUCCAAGGGAAGAACCUUGACGCUUCGCAACCAAAGCCUGCGCCGAAACCUGAUAUUACAACCAGCGGCUGAAGCUUUGGGCCAUCGGUUGAGGACUCGGAGUAUCUUUAGUAACGUGGAGGCUCGAUCUGGUAUUAAUCGACGACUCUUAAAAAUACAUGACACUAAUAAAAUGGGUGGGGGUCCGUAGACGCCGUGAAAUUAUGAGAUGCGGUCUUAUUUAUGCAUAGACCUUGUGCGCUCAAUGCAGCCGACAGAAAGCCGUUUUUUUUGGUAGCACGACCUACUUCAUACGUUCCCUUCCAUCGUACGUAUUUCAUACGCCAAACUUUAUGUCACAUGAAGUAGAGUUCGUGCAUUUUUGGGAAAACAUCUAUAACUCUACAACGCAUCCACAUAAAAAUAUAAUUUUUCGGCGGAUGGAUA
Suillus fuscotomentosus is the source of this 1685-nucleotide messenger RNA. RefSeq lists its product as uncharacterized. The record is from RefSeq and is a predicted model, not a curated record. Bases 72 to 1331 code for a protein of 419 amino acids. The transcript is spliced from 6 exons. Lineage: Eukaryota; Fungi; Basidiomycota; Agaricomycetes; Boletales; Suillaceae.